Physella acuta is the source of this 2045-nucleotide messenger RNA. Its product is annotated as protogenin. NCBI's taxonomy places the organism in Eukaryota, Metazoa, Mollusca, Gastropoda, Physidae. The record is from RefSeq and is a predicted model, not a curated record. Gene Ontology annotation, biological process: dendrite self-avoidance; homophilic cell-cell adhesion; axon guidance. Gene Ontology annotation, cellular component: plasma membrane; axon. Gene Ontology annotation, molecular function: cell-cell adhesion mediator activity.
GUACAAUAAGUAUGCUGGCGGUUACUUUGUUGAAAACAAAGUGUAACCAAGUAGUCUAACGUAGAUUUUUUCUAGAUGUAGAUCUAGACUAGAUCUAGAUUUUAGUAUUUCUAGACCUAGACGUCUAGUAAGGCUAAUGAUAUUUUAAAAAAUCAUGUGGCCAUUGUUUGAUUACACCCUAUACCUAUGUCUGUGCGUUUUAUUAAUGUUCAUGGAAGUUGAUUCACAAGCAACAGUUUCAUUGGACAUUGCCCAAGGACAAUAUUUACUUUUUCAAUGCAACUCAAAAAUACAAAUUAGCUGUGUAUCAAUCCAAGGUGAAGUACUCUUUGAACCUCAAUGGCAACCUGUAACUGCUGGAAUGAGAGUUGAAAGGAUACGACAUGAUAUGGGAAAUGAGGUCAAUCAAACUGCAGUGCUUAUCAUUGAUAAAUUCGAACGUGAAUCUAAUGGGAGAUUCACCUGCUCUGUGAAUACGCCUCAGCCAGUAAGAAGGGAUAUUGAAGUUAACUGUGUAGAAGUUAAUACAGCAAAAGCUGUAUAUCAGUAUCGAGACAAAACUCAACUUUUGGAAUGCACUGUUCAAGUACAGUCACCAAUACUACAAGUAAAAUUUCAAGGCUGGUAUCAAAAUGACAAGCCUAUUAAGGACCUGAAAAAUCCAAAAUUUGUAGAAGAAAAAAAUGGCUCUCUUGUGAUUAAUGGACCAAGACGUGAAGAUGCUAAUCGCUACAUUGCCAAGUACUCUGCUACCUUGAAGGGUGAUGUAGUCCAUGAUUUUAACUGUGUUGUUAACUAUAUUGCUACACCACUUCUAUUGGAUUUUAAGAAAUCCUAUGAUUAUUUUCUUGGACAAAAUUUUUCUAUGACCCCUCAUGGGAUAUUAGGAUAUCCUAGGCCCUCUCUUAAAUGGCUGAAAAAUGGUGCUAGGAUUCCAAAUAACAGUCGCCAUAUAUACGCUCAAGAUGAGUUUUUGAUUAUCACUAAGCUAGGCCCUGCAGAUGCUGCAGUCUAUACCUGUAUUGCUUACACUAAAGAACUUAAUGCCAACUCCACAAAGGAAUUUAUUCUUCGUGUAAAAAAUCCAAUGGAAUGGCUUUAUCCCUUCAUUGGUUGUUGCAUUCAAGCAGUAAUUUUGUGCAUAAGUGUCAUUGUUUGCUUGAAGAAUGACAAAUAUCAGGAAGCUCCACCUAAGAAAAAGCUUGAACCUAAAGUGAUAAUUCAACCUGUUGAAACAGUAAAAAAAAAGAAUUCAUUUGAAUCUGAAGAGACUAGUGUAUAAUUUGCUAAUGUCAUAGGUCAAGAAUUAAAUAUCAGAGGUUAUCAUUUAGCUAUGAGAGAGGGAAAUAAUAUAAUAAAUAAAUUUUAUGAUUAGAAACUCUAGAAUAAAAGUAUGGACAUCUUUAAAAAAAAAUCUAAUCACAAAAUUUAGAGUGGUUUUAAAUGUUUAAAGUUGACAUUCAGAAAGUGUUGCUAUUUUGGUUCUGUCUAAAUAUUAAGAAAAUUAUUUAGUAAUAUUUAAUCCCCAAUAACACACAUAUCACUCAGUACAUUAAGGCUUGAAUUAAGGUUCAAAUAUUAUGUGCUAUAUGUAUAUUUAAGUUCUAUGAUGUUUUUAAGUCUAAACUUAUUUGAAACUUAAUUAAAGUUUUUAAAUAAAUAUUUGAAGGUUACGUUAAUUUUUACAUGAUUCAAAAGUAUCAGUAGUAAAAAACAAUAAUGGCGCAAAAUGAACAAGUAAUCCAAAUUAUGAAAGUGAAUUGUUUUAAGUAGUACAGGAUAAUCAACCAGCCAUUUCUAAACUUUUGGUACAUUGGUAGUUUAUUGUAAAAUGCCUCAAACUUAAAGCAUAUGUCUAAAAAAAAUUAAAGAAUGAAUAGUCUCUCUUGAAAUUUACAUCAAAGGUAAAAAUUGAACAAACAUUAAGUAAAUUUUCUUACAAAAGUAGGUAUGAAAGUUUAAGAAUGAUUUACAGGCUGAUAGGCUUGUAGAAGCUAUUAUGAAUGGGUUUUUUUUUGUCUUACACUUUUAAAAAAAAAUUAUUU